Molecule: messenger RNA, 1115 nt
Organism: Misgurnus anguillicaudatus (oriental weatherfish)
Lineage: Eukaryota; Metazoa; Chordata; Actinopteri; Cypriniformes; Cobitidae
Product: claudin-4
Cellular component (GO): membrane; bicellular tight junction
Molecular function (GO): structural molecule activity
Source: RefSeq, a predicted model, not a curated record
AUUUUGAAACACACACCUGUAAGCUUUGGAAAGAGAGAGGUACUUCAAGAGAAAAAGAAGAAUCGAACAGAACAGCAUCAUGGUAUCUGCUGGGCUUCAGAUGCUAGGCGUCGCCUUGGCCAUUAUAGGAUGGAUUGGAGUCAUCGUAACCUGCGCUGUUCCGAUGUGGAGGGUUACGGCCUUCAUCGGUAACAACAUUGUUACAGCACAGACCUCGUGGGAAGGAAUCUGGAUGAGCUGUGUUGUGCAGAGUACCGGACAGAUGCAGUGCAAAGUCUACGACUCCAUGCUGGCCCUCACUUCAGACCUUCAGGCCGCCCGCGCUCUCACCAUCAUUUCCAUUGUUCUUGGAAUCCUGGGCAUCAUGAUGUCUAUGGCUGGUGGCAAAUGCACCAACUGUGUUGAGGACGAGAGCGCCAAAUCUAAAAUUGGUAUUACUGCGGGUGUGAUUUUCAUCUUAUCUGGAGUGCUGUGUCUGGUUCCGGUCUGCUGGACUGCCAAUGUCAUCAUCCGGGAUUUCUACAAUCCCAUGCUAAAUCAGGCACAGAAGAGAGAGCUGGGAGCGGCGCUUUACAUCGGAUGGGGGGCUGCCGCCCUGUUGAUCAUCGGGGGAGCUUUGCUUUGUUGCAACUGCCCGAAAAAAGAAGAAAGUGGAAAAUACACAGCCAAAUAUAACGCUGCUCCUCGGUCUGACGCCUCUGCACCCACCAGCAAGAACUUUGUGUAAAUGCAUGCAGGACUCUGUUUAUACUGUUUAUAAUCCUGUUUUGUACAGGAUGUGUAUUGUGGACUUGAAAAGCUGCCAUUGAACAGCUGAUGGUAUAGGUUUUCUAAAUAUAUAGUUUAUAUAUUUACUGCGCAAAGAAAAAGAGGAACACAGGGAACCACGUUUUAAUAAAAAAAACUUUUAACUGUUAAACAAUGGCUAAUCUGUAAAGCCACCAUGUUUGUUUUAAAUUCCUCUUAAAAUGUUUAAUGUGUAUUUUUAUUUACUAUUUUUUUAUUUCUUAAGUAUUUGGAGCUUUUAUGUUUUUGUAAAUAUUUCUGUUUUGUACAGAAAACCGCAAAUGAGGUUUUCUGACUCUAAUGGUGAAUAAAGUAAAGUGUUGCUGUCA